UGUAAAGCACUUUAUCUGGCCCUGGUGUAAAGGUAACGCCACCUCCGUGUGGGACCUCUGAUUGGCGGAGGGCGCCAGCUGCCUGCGAGUCCCCACUCCGGGCAUCAAACUCCUCCACUGUGCUCCAUUACCGCAUUUUCACACCGGCUGGGGUAAUUGCAACGUGCCACCGCUCAGUCAACCAUGGCGUCCGAUGAACCUCAAGCCAAGAGAGUCAAACUUUCCGAGGAGGAGGAGAAGACGAAGUCUCCAAGCAAAGAGACUUCUGCUGAACUAAGCUCUAAUUCCCUCUUUGGUAUGGGAAAUCCCUUGCUGGACAUCAGCGCUGUAGUGGACAAAGACUUCUUGGACAAGUACGCUCUGAAACCCAAUGACCAGAUUCUGGCAGAGGACAAACACAAAGCACUGUUUGAGGAGCUGGUGAAGAAGUUUAAAGUUGAGUACCAUGCCGGAGGAGCCACACAGAACUCUGUUAAGAUCGCUCAGUGGAUGAUCCAAGAACCUCACAAUGUGGGCACGUUCUUUGGCUGCAUUGGCAAAGACAAGUUUGGGGAGAUCCUGAAGCAGAAGGCCGAAGAGUCCCACAUCGACGCCCACUACUACGAGCAAGAUGAAGAGCCCACAGGGACGUGUGCAGCUUGCAUCACUGGAGACAACAGGUCUCUGGUCGCCAACCUGGCUGCUGCUAAUUGUUAUAAGAAAGACAAGCAUCUAGACUUGGAAGAAAACUGGAAGCUGGUGGAAAAAGCUAAAGUCUUCUAUAUUGCUGGUUUCUUCCUGACGGUCUCUGUGGAGUCCAUUCUGAAAGUGGCGAAGCACGCGUCCGAAAAUAACAAGCUGUUUUGCCUGAACCUCUCUGCGCCCUUCAUCUGCCAGUUCUUCAAGGACAAUCUCAUGCAGGUCAUGCCCUACGUUGACGUGCUGUUCGGCAACGAGACGGAGGCAGCUGCAUUUGCUAAAGAGCAAGACUUCGAGACCGAGGACAUUGAGGAAAUAGCCAAGAAAGCUCAGGCUUUACCAAAGGUCAACACAAAGAGACAGAGGGUCGUCGUGGUGACCCAGGGGAAGGGCGACACCGUCAUGGCCUCAAGUGACAAGGUCGAGACCUUCCCUGUGUUGAAGAUUGACCCCAAGAACAUUGUUGACACAAACGGUGCAGGUGAUGCGUUUGUCGGAGGUUUCCUUUCGGAGCUUGUCCAGGAGAAACCAUUGGAUCAGUGCGUGAAGGCUGCACACUACGCCGGUAACGUCAUCAUCAGAAGAGCAGGUUGCACCUUCCCAGAAAAACCGGACUUCAACUGAAAGUUUUUCAGAACGACGUUUCCUUCAGCCUGAAACCUCAUACUCAGCUUGCCGCACGCAACUCUGACCUACAAAUACUAACCUCAAUUCUUGUAGAGCCUUUUUUUUCUUUUUUUAAUCAGCCACCCGUCCAUGUUAUAUCAAUCAGUCCACACACAAUCUCUUUCUGAUUGAUGUUUUGACGCAUGUCUUUAUCCUCCGCUAGGGGCCACUAGAGGAUCAUGAACUAAUACAGGGAUUUUAACGGCCAUAGAAAAAUCAUGAUAACAACAUGGAAUGUGAAAAAAGUUUUCAUCUAAAUGAGAAAUCGUGUUUUCAUAGGUUUAUUUUUUUUUUUUACAAAUGUAUUUAGGCUCUAACACUGCCAGUGUUUGGCUGCACUGCCAUUACACUCUACUGCGAGUAAACUUGUCUUUUUUUUUUUCUCUUCGACUUUGAGGCAGAAUCAAAGCACAAGAGGCUAAUUUGACAGUGGUAGGACACACUGUACACAGGAAUAAAGAAUAACUCAAGUGAGGUUUUGGAUACUGCUUGGAAAUGGUGCAGUGGUUAUUUGUUUUAGACUUUUUUUUCUUAUUAAGAUUAAUUAUUUCUUAAUAUAAGUUUAGACUUGUUUUAAUUCAACAGGCCAGUUAUGAAACCAAAUGUUUUUGUUUUAAGCGCACACUUUUUAAAUGUGUCGAAGCGUCUGCCCACUACGUCCAUUCGAUCACUGUUAAACACCACCUGUACUGUGUUAUUUCCAGAAGUCAACAUCAGUAUUGUGGAGCUUUUUUGUUUUUGUGGCAAGAGCUCCUAAUGAUGAGUGCCUUUAUUUUUCUAUUCCAUCUCUGUAAAUGUUGCAAAAGUGGAAGUCUUGUAUGAGCUGAGGCUGACGGGUGAACCGGCAUUUGUCUGUGCCGGGGAAACUUGCAAGCUGGACCAGUAAUUGGAAAAAUGGACACAUGGUGUCAUCUCUAAAAUGCGGGUAUGGUAACUGUUGGAAAGAGGUCGUUAUGUUUGAAUAUUCUGUCAGAGGAAUACGUUGGGCAUUAAAAUGGACUUGUCCCGUUUAUUAUUCUCCUGUGUUUCUGGAUGCAUGUUGAUGUUUUGCAGUGUCGCAGGCUUCAGUACGUGACCCAGCUUUAGCAUUGUCCGCUUUGUUAAAUGAGAGCCACAUUGACAAUCAGUUGGAACUAAUGUGUAUUUUUCGUCCAUUACAUUGUAAAAAAAAAAAAAAUCUUAGUCUUUUGGAGCCCACUUUGUUCAAAUACACCAAAAAAAACACCUUAUGUGACCUUUUAGUUGUGAUAUAAAAAUAAUCAUGAGCACUAACCUGUCUCUGUUUGACCGUGAUGCCUGAAAUUUACAAAUAAAACUUGUAAGGUUGA
Molecule: messenger RNA, 2672 nt
Organism: Scophthalmus maximus (turbot)
Lineage: Eukaryota; Metazoa; Chordata; Actinopteri; Pleuronectiformes; Scophthalmidae
Gene: adka
Product: adenosine kinase a
Exons: 11
Coding region: 184-1302 (372 amino acids)
Biological process (GO): purine ribonucleoside salvage
Cellular component (GO): cytosol; nucleus
Molecular function (GO): adenosine kinase activity
Source: RefSeq, a predicted model, not a curated record